Messenger RNA from Tachysurus fulvidraco (yellow catfish), 3449 nucleotides. RefSeq names its product solute carrier family 32 member 1 (gene slc32a1). The record is from RefSeq and is a predicted model, not a curated record. NCBI's taxonomy places the organism in Eukaryota, Metazoa, Chordata, Actinopteri, Siluriformes, Bagridae. The coding region runs from base 477 to 2057 and encodes 526 amino acids. Gene Ontology annotation, cellular component: vacuolar membrane. Gene Ontology annotation, molecular function: amino acid transmembrane transporter activity. Gene Ontology annotation, biological process: amino acid transmembrane transport. The transcript has 2 exons.
CGCGCGCUCGAGUCCGGAGACGUGCGCGACAAAUUUUUUCGCAUUGGCAAACUGGCGGUGACACGUGCCUCCUCCUAAUCACCACCCAGGUUCUCCCGUGCUGCAGUGACAUCAUUAGCGGUCACGAAAGAACAGUGCCAGCCACCGACCACUGAAAAGUUCAUCGAUUUAUCCUUUUUACGCACAGUCGGAAUAGAAACUCUUGUCUACCUGCGCGAGGUUUCCCAGAAUAAAAGAGAGAGAAGGGUUACACCAGGAUGCAGACAUCAAACGUCGACCUCUAAAUGUGACAUGAUCCACCGGAUUAUCAAACGCACAUCGCACUUUCACAGAGAAAACGGAAGGUAACGACUAAACCGAAGAAUACAACUAUUUCGCCGUGUUCCUUGGACCAUAACUCCAUAACUAAGAGUAUCAUAUAUACAAUUAUUCGCAAGAGUCCGAGUUUUGGAAAGUGCUCUAACCUUUACGAAAACAUGGCUACAUUAAUUCGAAGCAAGAUUUCGAACGCAGCUUCGACCGUUACUAAUAAAUCUCAGGCGAAGGUCAGUGGUCUCUUCGCCAGAAUGGGUUUCCAGGCUGCCACGGACGAAGAAGCAUUGGGAUUCGCAGCCUGUGACGAUCUGGACUAUGACCACAGGCAAGGACUGCAGAUGGACAUUAUAAAAAAUGAGGAAAUAGGAGAAACAGCCGGGGUCGAUAACGCGGGAGAUGGAAAUAUAGACGGUGAUAGUCACUACCAGAGAGAUGGCACAGGUCCUCCACCCUCUGUGGCAAAAGAUGGGGAUAUCUGUAGCGAGUUUGGCUCUUCAGACAAGCCGAAAAUCACUGCUUGGGAAGCAGGAUGGAACGUCACUAAUGCUAUCCAGGGAAUGUUUGUACUUGGGUUACCAUACGCCAUUCUCCACGGUGGAUAUCUUGGACUUUUUCUUAUAAUUUUCGCUGCCGUUGUAUGUUGUUACACGGGGAAAAUCCUUAUCUCUUGCCUCUAUGAAGAAAACGAAGACGGACAACUGGUGAGAGUGAGAGACUCGUAUGUUGACAUUGCCAAUGCUUGCUGUGCACCUAGAUUUCCGGCGCUAGGAGGUCACAUCGUGAAUGUAGCCCAGAUAAUUGAGCUCGUCAUGACUUGCAUCUUAUACGUCGUAGUGAGUGGAAACCUCAUGUAUAACAGCUUUCCAAACCUUCCUGUCUCCCAGAGAUCAUGGGCUAUUAUCGCCACCGUCGCGCUUCUGCCUUGCGCUUUUCUCAAAAACUUAAAAGCCGUUUCAAAGUUCAGCCUGCUCUGCACCCUCGCUCACUUCGUGAUCAACAUACUAGUGAUAGCCUACUGUCUGUCGAGAGCACGCGACUGGGCCUGGGAUAAGGUUAAAUUCUACAUCGACGUGAAGAAAUUUCCUAUAUCUAUUGGUAUCAUUGUCUUCAGCUAUACCUCGCAGAUCUUCUUACCAUCAUUGGAGGGUAACAUGCAGAAACCUAGCGAGUUCCACUGCAUGAUGAACUGGACUCAUAUUGCCGCAUGCAUUCUCAAAGGCCUAUUUGCUCUAGUGGCAUAUCUGACGUGGGCAGACGAAACCAAAGAAGUUAUCACAGACAACUUGCCCUCAGGAAUCAGGGCUGUUGUUAACAUCUUCCUGGUCUCUAAGGCUCUGCUAUCAUAUCCACUGCCGUUUUUCGCUGCUGUUGAGGUACUAGAGAAGUCUUUUUUUCAGGAUGGGCGGCGCGGGUUUUUUCCAGAUUGCUACGGAGGUGACGGACGCCUUAAAUCAUGGGGUCUGUCUCUGCGAUGUGGUCUUGUAGUGUUUACCAUGUUAAUGGCUAUAUACGUGCCGCACUUCGCAUUACUCAUGGGGUUAACAGGCAGCCUGACAGGCGCGGGCUUGUGUUUUCUCCUCCCUAGUCUAUUUCACCUCAAGCUGCUUUGGAGGAAAUUACUUUGGCACCAAGUCUUUUUCGAUGUCGCUAUAUUUGUUAUUGGAGGUAUAUGCAGUAUUUCUGGUUUCAUUCAUUCAAUGGAAGGUCUCAUUGAAGCGUUCAAAUACAACAUAGAAGAUUAGUAGCGAGACACACCAUCGCAUGUAUGGUGACGUCUCAGAAGAGAAGAGGCACCAAAAUCUAAACAAGUUGUUUAGAUUCUUUAAAUGUCGUCGUUUUCACUUAUGUUAAAGCGAAAAAUGUCAAGCAAAACCAAUACACAUGCAAGCCCCCAAAAUAUAUAAAAUAUACACACUGACAUUAUAAUAACUCAAAUAGCGCAUACCCCUUACAUACACAUAUGCACGUGUGUGUGUGUGUGUGUGUGUGUGUGUGUGUGUGUGUGUGUGUGUGUGUGUGUGUGUGUGUGUGUGUGUGUGUGUGAGAGAGAGAGAGAGAGAGAGAGAGAGAGAGAGAGAGAGAGAGAGAGAGAGAGCGCGCAAUCAUAAUAAAGAUGCAUUUACAUAUAUAUUUUUUCGGUAAGUCAGCCAAAAUUGUACAGAAUAUAUCGAAGAGAGAAUUGUAUAUUUCACAACCCAGCAUUUCGAACAAGGGAUAAGAUUUAUAUGUGUACGUUUCUGAUGCAUUAACUGCUCGACGUUCAUUUAAAUACUACUAUACUACUACUACUAAAAUACUAUUAAAACUACUAACUACUACUACUACUACUACUACUACUACUACUAAUAAUAAUAAUAAUAAUAAUAAUAAUAAUAAUAAUAAUAAUGAUGAUGAUACUUAUAAUAAUAAACAACUAUUUGGAGAAAAAAAUAAAAUAUUUUAAAUUCUAUGGUCGCUAUUCCCUCUGUUCAUGAUAAUAAUUAUAUUAAUAAAUUAAGAUAAGAAAAUAGGGCUGCGUACAUACAGGACUACUAUAGCUAUGCAUUCUAAAUGUAUUACGUUUCAUGCAGCAUUAAAUAUAUUUUGAGGAAUCGUAACAGCAGAAGGAAUCUUCCGCACCAGAAAAUGUACACAUUCGGAUGUUACAGAACAAUGAUGCACAAAAUACACAAUACAUAACAGAAAGAAAGAAAGAAAGAAAGAAAGAAAGAAAGAAAGAAAGAAAGAAAGAAAGAAAGAAAGAAAGAAAAGGAAUAUUUCAGUUGGCAUAAAAUUAGUGGGGGAUGUUUGAAUACCGUAUACACAACAUCUAAUAUCGAAUAGCCUAUAAUUUUAUUAUUGUUUACCCUGUCUAUCAGAUGAUGUGGUAUUAAGGCUAAUACCGACAUUUUCAAUGAUAUUGAAAGUAAUACGUGUACGAAUCUAUAUUAAAAAAAGAAUAGACUUACGUGAGACAUUUUUCAUUUUGUCAGAUCUGAUGGUUUCUGUGAAAAUGUAAUAAACCGUAAUGUAUACUGUUAUUGUGGUUCUUACCUUACGAAGAUGGAAUGUACUUCACAAAGUCGUUAUAAUAUAUCGUGAUCAAUAAAGAAAUAAACACGAUAACAUUGUGUAGCUGUGCUUGUCCUUCUGUA